Apis florea (little honeybee) is the source of this 3049-nucleotide messenger RNA. RefSeq names its product solute carrier family 53 member 1. Gene Ontology annotation, cellular component: cytoplasm; Golgi apparatus; plasma membrane. Gene Ontology annotation, biological process: cellular response to phosphate starvation; phosphate ion transport. Gene Ontology annotation, molecular function: phosphate transmembrane transporter activity; inositol hexakisphosphate binding. NCBI's taxonomy places the organism in Eukaryota, Metazoa, Arthropoda, Insecta, Hymenoptera, Apidae. The record is from RefSeq and is a predicted model, not a curated record.
GAUAAAUACGUUUAUCUUCAAGUAAUAAUAAUUUAUCGUGAAGUAAACGAAUUGAAAAAAUAUUGACUUAGUGCCGACAAAGAUUUUAGAAACAUUAUAUGUAUUGCGUAUAACCUCUUUUGUUGUUUAAUUCAUUGAAGAUUAUUACAUUAAUUGAAAUAAGAUGAAGUUCGCAGAACAUCUAUCUGCUCAUAUUACACCUGAAUGGCGUAAACAAUAUAUUAGUUAUGAGGAAAUGAAAGCUAUGCUCUAUACUGCAGUAGAAGAAGCACCAUCAGCUGAAAGUGUUGAACCAGAAGUUAUAUCUCGACAUUUUGCUUCUUUUGAUGAAGUGUUUUUUACAUUUUGUGAUCGUGAAUUAAAGAAAAUCAAUACAUUUUAUUCUGAAAAGUUAGCAGAAGCUACACGUAAAUAUGCAGCUCUUCAAAAUGAAUUGAAAACAGCACUAGAAUUACAGCAAGGUGGAGGAAAAAAUAAGGGGAAAAUGAUUGCUAAACCUCAUUUACCAACAAGAAAGUUGAGGGAAUUGAAACUUGCAUUCUCAGAAUUUUACUUAUCUCUUAUACUUCUUCAAAAUUAUCAAAAUCUUAAUUACACUGGUUUUCGAAAAAUUCUUAAAAAACAUGACAAGUUAUUGUCUGUAGAUAGUGGAUCAAAAUGGAGGGUCGAAUGUGUAGAAACUUCACAUUUCUAUACAUCAAAAGAUAUAGACAAACUUAUACAAGAUACAGAAACUACAGUAACAAAUGACUUAGAAGGUGGAGAUAGACAACGUGCUAUGAAACGUUUACGCGUUCCACCUUUAGGAGAACAUCAAAGUCCAUGGACCACUUUUAAAGUUGGAUUAUUCUCUGGUAGUUUCAUUGUCCUAUUUGUAACAGUUGUACUUUCAGCCAUAUUUCACGAUGGCGGAGAAAACUUAAAAAUUGCAUUUAGAUUAUAUCGUGGACCUCUACUUAUUAUACAAUUUUUAUUUCUUAUUGGUGUAAAUGUUUAUGGAUGGCGAUCGUCUGGUGUGAACCAUGUAUUGAUAUUUGAAUUGGAUCCGCGAAAUCAUUUAUCUGAACAACAUCUUAUGGAAUUAGCUGCAGUUCUUGGAGUUAUAUGGACUCUUAGUUUAUUAAGCUUUUUGUACAGUGCUAGCUUAAGCAUUCCACCAUACGUAAAUCCGUUAGUUUUAGUUUGUAUCAUGUUAGCAUUUUUAUUAAAUCCGUUAAAAAUGUUCCGCCAUGAAGCACGAUUUUGGCUAUUAAAAAUAAUCGGAAGAGUUUUAAUAUCGCCAUUCGCAUAUGUAAAUUUCGCUGAUUUUUGGUUGGCAGAUCAAUUAAACAGUAUGGCCACAGCCUUAUUAGAUUUCCAUUUUUUAACAUGUUUUUAUAUUACCAAUGGAAAUUGGUUAGAGGCAGGAGAUUCCACGCAAUGUAUGUCUGGAUCCUUAAUUGUUAGACCUAUUGUUAAUUGUCUACCUGCAUGGUUUCGUUUUGCACAAUGUAUUCGACGAUAUCGGGAUUCAAAAGAAGCAUUUCCACAUUUAGCUAAUGCUGGCAAAUAUUCAACUACAUUCCUUGUUGUAAUAUGUAAUACUAUGUGUGCUUAUCGUGCUGUGGAAUAUCAAACUCGUUGGGAAAAUCCAUGGUUAUGGCUUUGGAUUAUUAGUUGCAUUGUCAAUUCAAUUUAUUCAGUAACUUGGGAUUUGAAAAUGGAUUGGGGUUUGUUAGACAGCAAUGCUGGUGAAAAUAAAUUUUUACGCGAAGAAGUUGUAUAUUCAGCAGCUGGAUUCUAUUAUUUUGCUAUAAUCGAAGAUUUUAUAUUGAGAUUUGCAUGGAUUGCGAGUUUUGUUCUCAUUGAAUGUGAAUAUGUAUCCAGUGAUUUAAUGACAUCUAUAGUAGCACCUUUAGAAGUUUUUAGACGCUUCGUUUGGAAUUUUUUUCGAUUGGAAAACGAACAUUUAAAUAAUUGUGGUAAAUUUCGUGCUGUUCGUGAUAUAUCGAUAGCACCGAUAGAAAGUUCUGAUCAGACACAAAUUUUGCGCAUGAUGGAUGAAGAAAAUGGUGUACUUAAUAGAGGUAAACGCAAAGUUGGUGGUAAAAGACAAGCUAAUACCAAAGAAGAUAAACGAACAUUACUCAAAGAAGAAACGAUUGAUAUAGAUAUAUCAAAUGCUAGUUGAAAUUAAUUCAAUUUUUUUAUCCAUUGAAAGUUUAAAAAAAUAUUGUUCUAAAUUUGUUGCAGUUUUUAUAAGAAUUUAGUUAGAACAAAUGCAAGUCAAACUUUAUGAAAGAUAUUAAUAUUCUUUUAUUUAUCAAAAUUGAAGAUCGUAAGGCUAAACUGAACAAGUGCCUUAUAUAUAAUAUGUUUAAAAUAUUUCUUUAUUCUUUAUAUUAGCAAAUUUAAUAAUUUAAUAUUAUGAUGACAUAUUACAUAUAUCUUCCGUAAAACUAUUUUGGCAUUUACUAUAUAACUUAUUGCUAAUAAAUUGAUUUAAAAAAUGAAGAUUAAUAAAAAUAUUCAAUUAAUAUAUUCAAAAAAGGCAAAUUAUUUUAUUAGUAAUAUAUAUAAUAUAUAAUAAUGUAUAUAUUAUGUAAUCUUCAAUUUUGAUUAAUAAAUAAUAAAGUUCUAUACUUAUUUAGAAAAUGUAUAAAGUGUAUGAUAGAAAUUUAUAGUUGUACAUAGUAGUGAAUUAUAUGUAGAAACAGGGUUGUCGCUUCAAUAUGUACAUGAUCAUGUUGAUGCAACAAGUAAUUUACAAAUUAGUAUUAUAAUUUUAAGUUAAUAAAAAUCGCUCAUUAUUUGAUAUUUGAUAUGAUAUGAUGAUAUCCAUAAUUAUUUUCAAAUAUAAAAUAUGUGAAUUAAUAAUCAGCAGAAAAUAUAUACUGCACAACUUAUAAAGCAAUUAUACUUGAAUUAAUUUUAUUUAAUACUUACUAGAUUGUAAUAUUUUUAAUAUUAAGUAUUAUUUUUAAUUAUCUAUCUUUGUGAUAAAAUAUUGAUUUACUUACUAAAAUGCUACAUAAUACAAGAGCUUGUAUAUAGAUAAAUGCAAAAAAAA